AUGACAAAAAUAUGCCCAAAGUUGCAGAAUCACCCAUUUUAUGUAAACAUUGUCUGGAUCGGAGUUCUUUGGCCAGAUUUGUGGUUGAAAAUCUUUUUAACACAGGUACUAUGUGAAAUGGAGCCACAGUCCAAACGCAUCAAAUAAUCUGAGUGUGACAUAGACUCCUGGGUCGCUAAUCCUGUGCUGUCCAACGUUCACUCACAUGACGCUGAGCUAAUCGAGGCCUUUGCAGCUCCCAUCGUCAACAAGAAAGAAACCUCUCGUUUGAUAAAGGAGUUUGCCACAUCAAGAGAGUACGGGGCAUGCAAGGAUAAGGGCAACCCUCACCCUCUGGAGAUCAUUAUAUGCCUUGCCAGUGAUGCACCAGACAUUGACUGCAGUAAGGACAUGCACAUAUCUGAUCUGUCGCCCUCAGGUAGAAUAAACUGUGGAGGUCUAGGGGACCUUUUCCUGGUCAAGACACCAGCAUGCCCUCCUUUGACCAGAUCAAAGUCCUAUUAUGAGGACAAGCAAGUGACGGUGGCACUAAAAGGCCAGCUGUUCACCUCCUCUAUGAAAGCCAAGAUGCAGGACUACAUGGCUGCUGUGGCUGCAGCAAGAGCAGGGCAGGAGAGAGGCAUGGAGGCUGUAGGGGCUGCAGUCGUUGAGCCCGAGGCAGUGAGGAUUGUUGCUGCUGGAAAGGUUCACCCACUUAAUCACGCUGUCAUGGUCUGCAUUGACCUUGUGGCACGUGGGCAGCGUGGUGGGGCCUACACCCAUGAUAAGUACCCCUCCUGCCAGUUUGUUUUGCCCGACUCCUCACCCUCUGAAAUACAUGUCGCCAACCAUCCAUGCCAACCUGCGGGGUCCUGCGGGACAAGGACAGUGCAGAGGAGAGCGGUCAGCCGUACAUCUGCACCGGGAACAACCUGUAUGUAACUUGAGAGCCUUGUAUUUUUUUGUGCCACGCUGCUAGUCCAGUCCAGGAAGUCUUCUAUGGAACAGCCUCUAUCGAUGUGGCAUUUGGGACUAAAUAUAAAAUCGAUGCUCAAAAAUAUCAGACUCACCGCUUUGAGGUUUUCAAAUGAGUUUUGAGCAAACAGUACCAAAAUUAAUUCCUAAGGUUCACAUAAUUGUUACAGGAAUGCUCUACCUUUAUAAUUGGAUAGUCUCACAUGUCAGAUUACUAUGCACACACGGUUUAGGAAUAAGAUCAAGGUGUAACGACAUUUUGGAUUACAUAAAUUUUCACUUUAUUGCAUUUCAUUUUAAACAAAGCUUUUGCCACUGUGACAUCACUUAAAAGCAUUCACAGCUUGUUUUUAUGCUCAUCUCCCACUGUAGUCAGUGCAUGUCAAAAUAUGGGUUUCCAUCCAUUUCCCUCAAUAAAUUUAGCCAGUUAAGACAUACACACUGCUUUUAAGGGCACAAAUGUUUUAAUGAUGUUAGAUACAGGGGCUGACAAAGCUCCAAGAAUACCGUGGAUAAGCCAUGACCAAACAGAACAGGACUAGCUGCCUUGGUAAUACCAUCCAGGAGAUCUCCUAAACAAGUACAGCUACAUGAAUAUAGGUACAUAGGCAAACCGUAGACCCCUCUCAGUAAACACUUUCAUCUGACAAAACAUCUUAUGAAAAAUCAUCAAGAAAGACAUGAACCUAUACAUACAACUAUAUACACUGAAAAAAAUGCCUGCCCUAUAUAACUGAGUAACAAUGAGAAAUGAUUCAUAUACCAAGGAAAUCAUACAAAAUGUGUAUUUCAUAUUGUUCAGUUCUUUUCAGCAAUGAUAACCCAUCUAAAAAUAAGUGUCAAACAUUGAACCAUAGGCUCCUACUUUUAUGGAGAAAUUAUCUUUAAAAAUGCAUCUGAUAUUUCCAAGGCUUUCGGUUACGAUGAGAAACAUUUAUUGUAACAAGGAGGAACGCAAUCUUUGUCACUGUGUGAAGUGAGGGCAAACAAAAACAGAA
Molecule: messenger RNA, 1952 nt
Organism: Oncorhynchus tshawytscha (Chinook salmon)
Lineage: Eukaryota; Metazoa; Chordata; Actinopteri; Salmoniformes; Salmonidae
Gene: adat3
Product: adenosine deaminase tRNA specific 3
Molecular function (GO): catalytic activity
Source: RefSeq, a predicted model, not a curated record